Rhodamnia argentea is the source of this 1786-nucleotide messenger RNA. RefSeq names its product endoglucanase 11. Gene Ontology annotation, molecular function: hydrolase activity, hydrolyzing O-glycosyl compounds. Bases 172 to 1743 code for a protein of 523 amino acids. Gene Ontology annotation, biological process: carbohydrate metabolic process. Lineage: Eukaryota; Viridiplantae; Streptophyta; Magnoliopsida; Myrtales; Myrtaceae. The record is from RefSeq and is a predicted model, not a curated record. The transcript is spliced from 5 exons.
CUCUCUCUCCAAAGCUCUCGUUUUGAUUUGAAAGCAAUACAAUUUCAAACAACCCAACAAAGAGAGAGAGAGAAAGAGCUAACAAUCUCGUUCGCUCUCUCUCCACUUUCCCUUUGCCCUUCCCUUCUGUCACACACUCUUUCUGGGUCUGUCGGAGAGAAGGAAAGGGCAAUGGAAGAUCACCGACAUCCGCAACAAUGUCGACAUUGCGUCCACCUUCUCUUCCUCCUCCUCCUCCUCUGCUCCUCCUCUCUCUCCGCCGCGUCCGGGGCCUUCGACUACUCCGACGCGCUCGCCAAGAGCCUCCUCUACUUCGAAUCCCAGCGCUCCGGCCGCCUCCCGCACGGCCAGCGCGUCGCGUGGCGCGGCCACUCCGGCCUCACCGACGGCCUCGAGCAAGGAGUGGACUUGGUGGGAGGGUACUACGACGCCGGCGACCACGUGAAGUUCGGGCUUCCGAUGGCGUUCACGGUGACGAUGCUGUCGUGGAGCGUGAUAGAGUACGGCGACGAGAUCGACUCGGCCGGCGAGCUGGAGCACGCUUUGGAGGCGAUCAAGUGGGGCACGGAUUAUUUCGUCAAGGCGCACACUAGCCCCAACGUCUUAUGGGCUGAGGUAGGGGACGGGGAUACGGACCAUUACUGUUGGCAACGGCCGGAGGAUAUGACAACAUCCCGGCAAGCGUACCGGGUGGACAAGAGCAACCCUGGCUCGGAUCUCGCCGGAGAGACGGCAGCAGCAAUGGCAGCGGCAUCAAUCGUGUUCCGGAGGUCGAACCCGCAUUACGCUCACCUCCUGCUGCACCACGCCCAACAGCUGUUCGAGUUCGGGGACCGGUACAGGGGGAAGUACGACGAGAGCGUGGGGCCGGUGAAGAGCUACUACGCAUCGGUGAGCGGGUACAGGGAUGAGCUGUUGUGGGCUGCUCUCUGGCUGCACAAGGCCACCGACGGGGAGGAUUAUCUGAAGUAUGCGAUCGACAAGGCGGGCUCCUUCGGUGGGAUCGGCUGGGCCAUGUCCGAGUUCAGCUGGGACGUCAAGUAUGCCGGUCUGCAGUUACUCGCUUCUCAGCUCCUCAUGGGAGGCAAACACGAGGACCAAGCUCACAUUCUCGAGCAGUACCGUUCGAAAGCCGAGCACUACCUCUGCUCGUGCCUCGGCAAGAACAACGGCACCAACGUCGAGCGGACCCCGGCGGGUUUGCUCUACGUCCGGCAGUGGAACAACAUGCAGUACGUCUCGUCCGCCGCGUUCCUCCUCACGGUCUACUCGGACACCCUCCGCCGCGCGAACCGGAAGCUUCGCUGUCCUCGAGGGGCCGUCGGCCCCGAGGAGAUCCUCGGUUUCGCCAGGGCCCAGGUCGACUACAUCCUGGGCUCGAACCCGCUCAACAUGAGCUAUUUGGUGGGCUUCGGGCCGAGGUACCCGACGAGGGUCCACCACAGAGGGGCCUCGAUCGUGUCCUACAGGGAGAGCAAGGGGUUCAUCGGGUGCACACAAGGGUACGACAGCUGGUACGGAAGGCCCGGCCCGAACCCGAACGUGCUCGUCGGGGCGCUCGUCGGAGGGCCCGAUCGCCAGGACGAUUUCACGGACGAGAGGGGGAAUUACAUGCAGACCGAGGCCUGCACUUACAACACUGCUCCGCUGGUUGGGGUUCUGGCAAGGUUGUCGAGAUUGCCGGAACGAGGGGCCGAUCCAAGCGGGAAAGUGUCUUUGCUUGCUUCAUAUAAGAAGAAGUGAUACAGAGCUUCUGAAGAAUUGAAAGAGCAUCUGGUUUCUUUUC